GCUUCCGGUGGGGGUGUGUGGCGAGGGCUGCACGGCUUCCGUGGUGCUACGUCACUUCCAUCCUCCUCUAGAAGGAUUCGGCUGCGUCCUUGGCUACAGCCGCGGACCGAGCCCUCGUGUCUAGGCCUGGGGUGAAUGAGGACCAGAGCCGGAAGCCGGGCAAACUGAAGAGAGGGUGGAGCCAAGGCGCGAGGCACGUGCUUCUGGAGCGGGGGAGGGGGAGGGGCGCCGGCUCCGAGGGAGCCACACGUGCGCAGUCUUCAAGGUGCGUCUACAGCCACGCUCUCCUGCCAGUGGGCGCGCUCAUUGGCCAGGCCGAAGGGGGUGGGGCAGCCUGGGCGCCAAUCAGGAGCCACCGCGAGGACCUGCCCUGGGGUUCUGCUCCUCCGGGGGCGUGGCAGUCCCCUCUCCCUCCUUUACCUUCAGUACGGGGCAGACAUGGCCCCCGGAUCCGCACCGGCCCAUGCCCUCCAGGAAUCGGUGACCUUCAAUGACGUGGCCGUGGACUUCACCGCAGAGGAGUGGGGGCACCUGCGCCCUCUUCAGAAGGAGCUGUACCGGGAUGUGAUGCUGGAGAACUACCAGAACCUGGUGUGCCUGGGCCUUGCUAUUUCCAAGCCAGAUGUGAUCUGCCAGUUGGAGAGAGGGGAAACCCCUAGGUUGCCAGAGGGAGACAUCCCCCAGAGUGGCUAUGCAGUCAGAUCUCAUACGACGCGCUCCCAAGGCCCUUUGCCCUCCUGGUGACUCUCCUCUGGGCACUCCACUUCGUCAGUUUCCUUCCUGAACUGGGAUGCCCGAGGGAAGGCGAGGCCUGAUCAGGACAUAUCACCUUUGUCGUUCUGCUCCCCUACGUCUCUUGGUGCAGGGUACCCUGGCAUCAGCUCCCCUGUCACACUGUUGACCCCAGUGUCCUUUUCAGAGUGAAGGCAUUUCAGCCUCAUCUCCCUCGUCUUUUUACCUUGACAUUCUUCCCAGCUUAGUUUAAAGUCAGCGGAAGUGCUCCCUGUGGUGCCUACCCAGGGGGUGUUAGCUGAAACCAUGCAGGAGGGCCCUGAGCUGCAGGGCUCAGAGCCCUGUGACAGAGGGACAAGAGUGGUGUGCUCCUGGCGAAUCCACACUGGCUUCCUUCUCAAGGCAGUCCUCAGCCACUUCUUUGAGGACCCGGGGAGAAAUGCUGCAGGCACUAAAGUCCCUUACAGGCCCGUAGCUUCUCUUCUGCCUCCCUUCCCUUCGGGGGAAAUCAGUGCUGCUUCUGCCCUUGUCCGGUCGUGGGGCUCCACCAGUCGGCCCUCCAGCCAUUGGAGUCCUGGCAUGUCUGCCAGGAGAACUCGGACUUUGGCCUUUAGGGCCAGCUGGCACCUCCCCGGGCUGGGAGCCCUCAGGUGGGCAGAUUGAGAAGAGGGGUGGGUUAGGAUGCUGCUGGCAGGCCUGCUGCCCAUUCCUGGUGGUUGUGCACUCUUCCCCAAGGCUCCUCCUUCUUCCCUGACUCAUUCAGUUGUGCACCCUUUGCCUCCACUCCCACAUCUUCCCCUCUGCCCGCCCCCCACCCCAACUGGUCUGCCUUCCCUCUCCCUGUCUCCAGCGUCCGUUAGGAGGUGAUCUAUGCAGGCUGUCAAAGGCAUGUAGUUUAUGUAGGCAUUG
Messenger RNA from Phascolarctos cinereus (koala), 1641 nucleotides. Lineage: Eukaryota; Metazoa; Chordata; Mammalia; Diprotodontia; Phascolarctidae. The record is from RefSeq and is a predicted model, not a curated record.